Molecule: messenger RNA, 798 nt
Organism: Phytophthora sojae
Lineage: Eukaryota; Oomycota; Peronosporomycetes; Peronosporales; Peronosporaceae
Exons: 2
Source: RefSeq, a predicted model, not a curated record
CUGACCAUCAAAGUUGGUCAGCCGUACUCUAACAGUCGCACGGCCUAUGGAGCACCGAUUGUGUUCGAGUUCCAGCAUGGCGAAGGCUACGGUGUCCUGCGAGCUCAGAUCGACAGCAAGAUUGCUGCGUUUACUGACAUCACAUGGGAGUCGGAUGCGCCCAUACUGUUCAAGUCAUUUGCAAAUGCGUCACAAGCAGCAUUCGUUGCAUUUGCGAGUUCACAGCAUGAAUUUGCUGACAGAAUUAAUCGAUUAGGGAAACAAGCCGCUCGCCGCAAGACUGGGCAAGCAGACUUUCAGCUUGAUGUUUUUAUAUAUGUACAGCGGAAGAACACUACGUCAGGGAUUCGUCGCGUCACCGAAGCUCGUGUUGAAGCCUCGGCUGCUGCAAUUAGCGAGCUGCUAGAGCGCGAAGGAGACAACAUGACAUAUGGACCGGCUUCUCAACGAUACUGGGCGAUAUCGCAUGCACGGCAGCCCGAAGGAACCUCUCUUGAGCCUCCAACCAGCGCUACGUUUGCCCAACUACAGCGUAUCGACGCCCUACAAUCCGAAAUGAGUACGUCAGCAGCGAUGGCCGAGCAGCAUCAGAAUGAGUCGCACCAGCACCAGUUCGUUCGUGUUGGGUGUCGCCUUAAUGGAGGGGUUAUUGAUUUAGACUUAGACGUGGCUGACCUGCGCAGAGCUGUCGGAUUACCGUCCUACGAUCUUUUCCCUGCCUUUCGCCCUGACCUAGAGCAUACGACACCAGCCGUCAAUGCAAGCGACGUAGAUCACACCGAGUCCAUCCAACAGUGA